Molecule: messenger RNA, 1254 nt
Organism: Zerene cesonia (dogface butterfly)
Lineage: Eukaryota; Metazoa; Arthropoda; Insecta; Lepidoptera; Pieridae
Product: programmed cell death protein 10-like
Exons: 5
Coding region: 208-837 (209 amino acids)
Biological process (GO): regulation of Golgi organization; positive regulation of MAP kinase activity
Cellular component (GO): Golgi apparatus; FAR/SIP/STRIPAK complex
Molecular function (GO): protein kinase binding
Source: RefSeq, a predicted model, not a curated record
GUCAUUGUCAUAUUAUUAACUAAUCGUUCAGCGUUUAUAGAUUUUAGCAGCAUUAAAUUUAAUAGUCCUGUUAUUUACAUAAUAAUAUUAUACUAGUUCUUUUGUAAUACUAUUAUUGACUAAUUAAAAGUGUUCAUAUAUUGAAAAACUUUAUUAUUAAUACAAAUCCUUUCACUUCGCAGCUGUUCUAUAAACUAUUUCGUCAGAAUGACAAUGGGUGAUGAAUUACCUGUCACUUCCUUGGUUUUACCUGUUCUCAUACGCCCUGUACUUACCCAGCUCGAAAAGUAUCAUGUGGGAGGAUCACAGACUUUGCGUGCAGCUUUAACUAAAGCUGAGGCUGCAGUACCUGGUCUUAACUAUGACUUGGUUGCUGGUAUUAUGAGAAGAGCUGAUAUUCCAGUGAAUAUGAAUGAAAGCUUACUUCGUUUACAAGGAACACUGACUGAAGCUGAAUGUGCAGAUUUAAGACUUAAUAGAUCAGAAGAAGCAUUCCAAGAGUUAAAUAAAAAGUCUGCAGCUCUCAAGAAAAUUUUGAGUAGAAUUCCUGAUGAAAUAACAGACCGUAAGACAUUCCUGGAAACAAUUAAGGAAAUAGCAUCAGCGAUUAAGAAACUUCUUGAUGCAGUGAAUGAGGUUUCCACUUAUACCCCAGGACCGGGAAAACAAGCCCUGGAACAAAGAAAAAGAGAAUUUGUUAAAUAUUCAAAACGCUUUUCAAACACUUUGAAGGAGUAUUUCAAAGAAGGACAGGCUAAUGCUGUAUUUGUUAGUGCAUUGUAUUUGAUACAUCAAACGAAUCAAAUUCUAUAUACAGUAAAAAGCAAAUCUGAAUAAGAAAAUAUAUAUCCAUUGAAAUUAGUUGUUAAAAAUAUUCCUUUAUGAUGUUGCAAAAGUAUUUGUAUUAACUUUAUAUAUUAUUUUUAUGUGUUAACUGAUAAUCUAAUAUAUUGUAACAUGUAUCAAUAGUGGUGGUCUGUCAUGAUUUUUCAUAUUAAACUUUUAAAGUUAUUGGAAUAAUUUAUAUUUUGAAGCUAUAAAGUUUAUUAUUUGAUGCCAAGGUGCUUCUUGGGAAAAAAAGUAUUCUUAAAAAUGUUGAUAUUCAAAAUUUUUCUUUUAAUUUCACAAUUCAUAAAUUCACAUAAGUAUUGUGAUGCAAAUGUUAUGGCAGACAAUAGCAAACCAAAUUGUUAACUUAAAAUAUGAGUGUAAUACAUAAAUGUCAUUAUUUUACAUUAAAAUAUUAUUUUAAAA